AUGCUUCAAUUUUCAGCAGACAUUGUGGAUGCAGUUCCGAAGAAAGCCUGUUAUCGCUUGAAUGAUCCUCAUGACGAUCUUGGAAAGUAUUUGAAGAGAAAUCUUGAUUUGGAAUCAAAUAACACAAUUUUUUCAAACUCGGAGGAUGUUUGUUUUUGUAAAUCACAAGAGGAAAGAUACGAAAAAAAGCAGAAGAGGAAGAAUAACCAGAAGAAAAAUCAAUCCUCACAUCAACAAACAAAUAAGAAGAAUCAGAGUUCGACACGACUUGAUGACAUUGUGAUGAAUGUCUAUGACAUUGGAAAACAACAACAAGACGAAAAGACAGAUCAUGAACAAACAAAUGAAACAAGUAAUUCUUCCACAAAUUAUUCGAAUGGAUUUGGUCCGGUUUCACCGGUGGUACCAAAGAAAAACAAUGACGAGAAUAUUUAUUAUGAAUUGGGUGGUUUUCAAUUCAAAUUAGAGAAGGAGGAACAUGAACAGCGGAACAGCCACAACAUUCCUUCCAUAUCGAUUCGACAUGUGGCAGUUAGUGAAAAACAUUGUAUUGUUAUGAUUGAUGCCAAUUAUCUCCAAGAUUCAGCUCCUCAUUGUGAACUCAAUGAUUUUCCAUUUCGAUUAUAUGCUUUUGGAGACAAUUAUUGGGGACAAUUGUCCUUUGACUUUAACAAAAGUGGCAAUUACAUCUAUCCAGGUAAAGAAAUGGAGCCUGCUUAUUCAUAUUUGAAGGAAUUCUUUUCGAAAAUGGAGGAUCAGAUUCCAAACUUUACAACUGUCACUCUUAGAGAUGUAGUUUGUGCACAAAACUUUUCAUUGUUCUUAACGAGUUGUGGAAAAUUAUUUUCAUGUGGAAAUGUUCAAAUGAAAAAUAGAUAUCACUCUUAUCACAAGAUAGUGCCUUUGGAAGGAACAGAAAAGUUGAGAGUGGAGAAGAUUUCAUGUGGAUCCAAUCACAUUCUCAUGGUCGCCUCUCCCAUCAUUGACCCCAUACAAUCAGGCAUGUCAAAACUACACAUUGACGACUCUGGCGCUACAAAUAUUGUUUACGGAAAAAGAAAGGCGUAUGGAUAUGGUCGUUCUUCCAAUUAUGAGCUAGCUCGGUUCGAACAAUUAGUCAAUACGGUCGUUGAAAUACCAGUACUAAGCUCAUCGAGCACUGACGAAAUAGUGGACGUGAAAGCAGGUGGUACAUUUUCACUAUUUUUUACAAAAAGAGGAUUUAUUUAUUCAUGUGGAGAUAACUCUUACCAACAGCAAGGAAAAGAACCACACUAUGUCACCAUCAUGGAUGUCAUGAAAUUAACAAGCAAAGAAUUUGAUUACAAUCAAUUUGCCAUUCGUAAUAUUUGUUGUGGAGAUGCUUUUAGUGUGAUUGUGACACAUCAUGGAAAAGUUUUUACUACCAUCAAAACAUCAAGACCAACGAUCAACGUUGAUCAGAAAAAGGGAUUUUACGAAAUGGAAUAUUUUACAAAAAACAAUAUUCAUGUCGAGAAUGCAUUCGCCACCAAGAACGCUAUCAUUUACCAAACCACACAUGGAGCAUUGUAUUAUUCGAAAGUUUCAGAGCAUUCUAAUGGCUAUUCCUCAAUUCGAAAACCAAUAUUGGGAAAGCCAAGACCCAUUAACUUAUCGAAAUUCAAUGCAUCUAUGAAGAAGGUAUUCUCAUCGUUGCAGUCGGAUCAUUUUCUAGUGAUGACUUUAAUGACCAUUGAAUUGACCACAUUCUUUGACUUGCUUUUGAAUUCGCAUGUAAAUCAUACAAAUUUUUCAGACAUUAAGUGUGUAACGUUGCGUCGUUGA
Naegleria fowleri is the source of this 1806-nucleotide messenger RNA. RefSeq lists its product as uncharacterized. NCBI's taxonomy places the organism in Eukaryota, Heterolobosea, Eutetramitea, Acrasida, Naegleriidae. The transcript has a single exon. Bases 1 to 1806 code for a protein of 601 amino acids. The record is from RefSeq and is a predicted model, not a curated record.